Messenger RNA from Aureobasidium musti, 717 nucleotides. NCBI's taxonomy places the organism in Eukaryota, Fungi, Ascomycota, Dothideomycetes, Dothideales, Saccotheciaceae. The record is from the annotation of a GenBank genome assembly.
AUGUCUGCCCGCCAGCAGCAAAUGGGCCGACCAGGUGGUGCCCGCUUCGCUCAGUUCAAGCUCGUCCUUUUGGGCGAAUCCGCCGUCGGAAAGAGUUCGCUCGUCCUCCGUUUCGUCAAGGACCAGUUUGACGACUACCGAGAAUCCACCAUCGGCGCCGCCUUCCUCACUCAAACAAUCGCCCUCGAUGACACAACCACCGUCAAGUUCGAGAUUUGGGAUACCGCAGGUCAAGAACGCUACAAGUCUCUGGCCCCCAUGUACUACCGCAACGCCAACUGCGCUGUUGUAGUUUACGACAUUACUCAAGCCGUACGAUCGUCCUCGACCAUCCGCCCGCAAGACAUCGCUAACACAACCUACACAGNNGCAUCCCUGGACAAGGCAAAGGCUUGGGUCAAGGAGCUCCAACGUCAAGCCAACGAGAAUAUCAUUAUCGCUCUUGCCGGCAACAAGCUCGAUCUGGUCACCGAAGAGCCUGACAAACGCGCUGUUUCCACCGCCGAUGCCGAACAAUACGCCCAAGAAGCCGGUCUGCUCUUCUUCGAGACUUCGGCAAAGACGGCCGAGAACGUCAAGGAACUCUUCACCGCCAUUGCAAAGAAACUCCCUAUCGAGCAAGCCACUCAGAGAGGCAUGCGCGGUGCUCCCAGACCUGGUGUCGACCUCCGACCUGAGGCUUCCGGUACACAGGCUGGCCAGGGCUGCCAAUGUUAA